Molecule: messenger RNA, 947 nt
Organism: Ornithodoros turicata
Lineage: Eukaryota; Metazoa; Arthropoda; Arachnida; Ixodida; Argasidae
Exons: 5
Coding region: 71-793 (240 amino acids)
Source: RefSeq, a predicted model, not a curated record
CGUAUAGUGACAUUACAAUGAUUCCUUUAUCAACGGUACACCGCUCAGUAGCGAGAGACCAUUUGUAACUAUGCUGUUGCUCUUGGCUUUCGUUGUCUUGGCAGUUUCAGUGGUCCACUCCGAGGAUUCUGCAUGCAGUCCGGAGAGGGCUGACAGCUGCAGUGCUGGCAUCUAUUACAGCUCAUUGGAAGAUAACACAUUCCUGCCAAAGUCCCCGGAGCAGCUAGAGGAAUUCUGCAAACGGAUCGACAGUGCCCAGGGUUGUUUGAUGAAGGAGGCGGAAGGAUGUCCCGAAAAGCCAAAAAGCUUUCUCCUCGCAGUUGGAGAUGGUUACAAGGUUGCCUUUCAAGAUAUAUGCAACCCCAGCAUGGUCGAGAGGCGAGCAUCAUACCUUCACCAUGCUCAGUGUCUCCAUAACAACUACGGCAAAACAUGUAUGCUCCAAUACCUUCAGCAGCUCGAUUUGGUACUUUUGUCGAACUCUACGACAAAGAUGGCGAUAGCGUGUUGCAAUAUGCAGUAUUACUCAUUGUGCACUCGAGCUUCUGUGACGAAGGCUUGCGGGGAAGACGCCGCCGAUCUUCAAAUGGAGUUGGCCAACGGAAUGGCACAGGCUCCGGUUCUUCGUGUCUGUGGCACCUUCAUUCCCGGCUCUGAACACUGUCGAAACUCGCCCUACAUCCCAGUGGAAGAAGGCGCUGCCCACCCUAUGGGCACCAUGCUUUCGAGAAAGCUCAAGAUUCUGCUCUCCCAGGAAGCUGCGCAUGCCGCCGACCAUAGCACUUACUACUAGCAGAAGUGACGUCAACGCAGUGACUUGAGCCUCAGUUGCGAUUCCUAUCGUUCUUAUUUAGCUGUUGCUUUUAAGCAUUUUUGGCUGAGAAAAAAACUGUCGCACGGGAGUUAUAUUGUAUGCGUAAUAGAAACCAAAAGAGACUAUAACGUCA